GCACACACACACACACGCACACAGCAGAGCAAGACAUGAGUGAUCCUCAGGACGUCGGAGACGCCGUUGCCACUCCAGGACUGGCUGGACAUUUUCCGGCUGCAGUGCCGCUUUCUCCCCGUCGCCAUGGUGACGAUGUUGACGACGACGAUGACGGGGACCUUAAUAGAACUCUGGGAGUGCAGCGCUUCCAGCAGAUCCUCUCCCCAGCACCGCGGCUACCUGCCGAGCAGCACCGCACCUUCAAUCAGGAAGACGUAGAGGGCCACCGCCACUUGCCCCUGCAUAUCCAUCACCCGCUAUCCAAACGGCUGCCCUCCGAGAGCCGCGGUAAGAAGAGCGGCCGCAAGAGAAAGCCCGGGAGGAGGCGGGGCUCGGCCAGCAGCGGCGGAGCUCCCACUAUAGAGGAGGACGAGCAAGAGGAGGAAGUAGACGAGGACCACUGCAGCCCUCAGGAGGGAGAAGGCAACGCCACCACACCUACACCAGACAACGAUACAGAUGCUCAAACAGAGCUAGUGCAGUUCUUUGUAUGUGACGAAGACUCCAAUGACACUAAUGGGGUCACCAGAAAUCACCAGGGUUCUCCAGCUCGUCAGAUCUCGAUCGUCCCCGAGUCAGCACUACACACGAGCAGCACUAGUCCGGAGGACGCCACUACAACAGACAGUCUAGACGGCGUGUGUCCCCAGCCCAAUGGCACGAGGCCGUCCGUUCCGUCAGGCCUCCAGCCCAUGUCUCCCGACGCAAGCUCUAGGUUGGCGCGCAGCUACGACCUGCAGGAGCGCCGGCGCACCGGAGACGUGACCGCCACCGAGCUGGCGCACUACCAACGCAUGCCGACCGAUGAGAGCGAAGCGCAAAUGCUGGCCACCGUCGACCUGGACGGCAUGAAGAGUCACCGGUUUGAAGAUGUCCCUGGCGUGCGCCGGCACCUGGUCAGGAAGUGCAGUAAGGGGCAGGUGGUUCACAUCAGCAAGGACCACAAGGAGCCGAGCGGCCGCAGCCGCAAACUGGACAGGACCCCGCACGAGGUGUUUGUGGAGCUGAACGAGCUGGUGAUGGAUAAGAACCAGGAGAUGCAGUGGAGAGAGACGGCUCGCUGGAUCAAGUUCGAGGAGGAUGUGGAAGAGGAAACGGACCGCUGGGGCAAACCGCACGUCGCCUCGCUGUCAUUCCGCAGCCUCCUCGAGCUGCGUCGGACCAUCUCGCAUGGUGUCGUACUGCUGGACCUGGACCAGAGGACGCUGCCCGGCAUCGCACAUCAGGUGGUGGAACAGAUGAUCAUCUCGGACCAGAUCCGAGCCGAAGACCGAGCCAACGUACUCCGAGCUCUGCUGCUCAAACACAGUCACCCAAGUGACGGGAAGGAGCACAACUCAUUCAACAGGAACAUCUCUGCAGCGAGUCUCACCUCUCUGAUGCCUCAUCACCAUAGCAACAACCACGUCGCCCCUCCAGAACCUACUGCUGCCGACCCGCUUAUAGCGGGGAUCACCGAAUCUGACUCGCACCCGUACAUCGACAUCGACAAGAACGAGAAAGAUAAUACUCUGCCACUGGGGUUGCACAAAUCCAAAUCUAAGCACGAGUUCAAGCUCCUGGAAAAGAUCCCGGAAAAUGCAGAGGCUACCGUCGUGCUCGUGGGCAGGGUGGACUUCCUGGACCAGCCGUCCAUGGCUUUCGUGCGGCUGCAGGACGCGGUGCUGCUGGAGUCCGUGCUGGAGGUGCCCAUCCCCGUGCGCUUUAUCUUCGUCCUCCUCGGCCCACCUAUCGCCAACAUGGACUACCAUCAGAUCGGUCGCUCCAUAUCGACCCUGAUGUCUGACAAGCAAUUUCACGAGGCGGCGUAUCUGGCAGAUGAGCGCGGGGACCUGCUGACGGCCAUUAACAGCUUUCUGGACUGCAGCAUCGUGCUUCCUCCGUCAGAGGUAGGAGGUGACGAGCUGCUGCACUCGGUGGCGCGAUUUCAGCGGGAGAUGCUGCGCAAGAGACACGAGCAAGAGAUCAAAUUACAGGCCAAGGAACCCAAGAGGCCGGAGGACGAAGCUCUUCUACCCCCGAGUAAACCCGUAGACGACCCCCUGAGGAGGACGGGACGCCUGUUCGGGGGGGCCAUACGAGAUGCGCGCAACCGCUACCCCAAAUACCUCAGUGACUUUAAGGAUGCGCUGAACCCUCAGUGCAUGGCUGCUAUCAUUUUCAUUUACUUCGCUGCCCUCUCUCCUGCCAUUACCUUCGGAGGACUGCUGGGUGAUAAGACUGAGGGUCUGAUGGGCGUAUCGGAGUUGAUCAUCGCCACCUCAGUACAAGGCAUCCUGUUCAGUCUGCUUGGAGCUCAGCCCCUCCUGGUGGUCGGCUUUUCUGGACCCGUGUUAGUGUUCGAAGAGGCGUUCUAUUCUUUCUGUACGUCCUAUGGGAUGGAGUACCUGACGGGACGGGUAUGGAUCGGGUUUUGGCUGGUGAUUAUCGUGCUGGUUAUGGUGGCCUUCGAGGGAAGCUUCCUAGUGCGUUUCGUCUCCCGCUUCACGCAGGAGAUCUUCUCCUUUCUCAUCUCCCUCAUCUUCAUCUAUGAGACCUUUUCGAAGCUUAUCAAGAUCUUUAAAGAUCACCCUCUGACCGCCUGCAACAGCACAGCGGAAAACGACACUACACAGGAGUUACUGGUGAACUCCAGCCGGAGUGGAGCAGCCGUAGCUGGGAAAGUUCUGAAUCAGCCCAAUACGGCCCUGCUGUCCCUCGUGCUCAUGUCAGGAACCUUCUUCAUCGCCUUCUACCUGCGCAAAUUCAAGAACAGCGCCUUCUUUCCUGGCAGUCUGCGCAGAGUGAUUGGAGACUUUGGUGUUCCCAUCGCGAUCUUCAUCAUGGUUUUGGUGGACUACAGCAUAAAAGACACCUUCACACAGAAACUCAGCGUGCCGGACGGCUUCAAUGUGACCAGCCCCGAGAAACGGAGCUGGGUGAUCAACCCACUGGGGUCUGACGGUCAGUUCCCAGUCUGGAUGAUGGCUGCCAGCAUCCUGCCUGCGCUGCUUGUCUUCAUCCUCAUCUUCAUGGAAACACAGAUCACCACGCUCAUUGUGAGUAAAAAGGAGAGGAUGCUGGUAAAGGGGUCUGGCUUUCAUUUGGACCUGUUGAUCAUCGUAGCCGUGGGCGGGAUCUCGGCUCUGUUUGGCCUGCCCUGGCUGGCUGCCGCGACCGUGCGCUCUGUGACCCACGCCAAUGCGCUUACCGUCAUGAGCAAGGCCGUGGCACCCGGCGAUAAACCACGCAUCCAGGAGGUGAAGGAGCAGAGAGUGACUGGACUUCUGGUAGCAGUUCUCGUUGGUCUUUCUAUCGUGAUUGGCGAUGUGUUACGGAAGAUCCCCAUCGCUGUUCUCUUUGGUAUUUUUCUCUACAUGGGCGUAAUGUCCCUCAACGGCAUCCAGCUGACCGAGCGCAUGAUGCUCCUACUGAUGCCUCCCAAAUACCACCCGGACCAUACGUAUGUUCGGAAGGUGCGCACACUACGAAUGCACCUUUUCACAAUUAUCCAGGUAGUGUGUUUAGCUGGGUUGUGGGCGGUCAUGUCCACCCAGGCCUCGUUAGCGUUUCCCUUCGUCCUUAUCCUGACCGUGCCCAUCAGGAGGUUCCUGCUGCCGCGGAUCUUCAACCAGCGCGAGAUGCAGUGUCUUGACGCAGAUGACGCAGAGCCCACGUUCAACAUCAUCGAGGGGCAAGACGAGUACACGGAGAUACAAGUGCCGGUAUGACGCCAAUCACGGCACCCUGACCGACACUCACCGAGCGAGAGGAAUCGCAGGCGCCAUCCUAGACAUUGCUUUGACCAAUCAGUGACCGUAUCGCUGAAGCCUCAGACUCGUUUAAUAGCUUGCCGUCCAUCUUGGAUUGUAAUUUAUAGUACAGUUGCAGUAUAUUUGCAUAUUUAACGCUUCCUUGGUCGUCAGUAUUUAGUUGUUUAUUCACAAGGUUUAGUGUGUACUAACACCCAGGUGUAUAUUUGUUCAACAUCCCCCCCUCCCUUUCUCACACACACACACACACACACACACACACACACACACACACAAAGCACUUUAUGACCAAUCAUAAUGCCUUUGUUUUUGUUAUUUAAUUUGUUCCUUCAUCUUACUGAAACCAGGGUGAAAUGUACUGUAGUCUGAAUAGCUAUCGUAAUCCGGGAAUAUUUAGCUAGUAUGGAUGUUGGUAAGUUUUUUUUUUGUUUGUUUUUGUUUGUUUUUUUUCCUUCGGACCAGCACUGAAAAGAAAGUCGUUGUUUUCUUCUUUUUUUUUUUUUUUUAAAGUGAGUGAGAGAUGGAGAGAGAGAGAGGAAAAAAAACACCUCAGUGUUCUUUGAUGACUGUAUAUUUCAAAUCGAUUGUAAAAAAAUAUGCAAAGUUUUUGACAUCAAUGUGCACUUGUGUCCCCCCCCCUCCCCCUCCUAACUACCAGGAGUGUUACAGUACAUAUCACCUAGAUAUCUCGGAGGGGGUGAAAUCGAAUGCUAGUUAGGUAUGUGUGUAACUGUGAUUCCCUAGAACCAGCACUAAUCGAACAAAUCACUUAUUGCAAAUACUACAUCAUACGGUCACUUAGCGACCGUCUUAAUAGGAAUAGUUCUCAGCAUGUAUGCACAACAAGAGAUCCCAACGACGUCCGUCUUCCUUGACGGCUCGUCCACUGAUCACAGAACCACAGUUAACGUAUGUAAUUAGUGUUAUCGCUCUGUAUUUCUUUAUAUAUAUAUUUAAAGCCAAAAAAAAAAAAACUUUAUCAAGAACUAGUGCAUGGAAACAUGCAUUAUUGCUGUAGGGAGUUUCCAGAAUAGGAAAAGUCGACCAUAAGUGUAGCCUGUUACGUAUCCUCCAUUUGUCUGGUCGAGUGCUUAAUUCUGAAAUAAAUGUCUACUGAAUAUAUUUUUAAUCAUUUUAUAUGAACCAGUAGUGUUUAGGACUACAGGUGUGAACGUGAUGAGGGAUGAUGGUACUCGAGGUUGCUGGUUAGGUCAAUUUGAAAGAGUUCUCUAGUCUUGCCUGGCAGUGAUAAUGAGCCACAUCUUAUUAUUAUUAUUAAUAAUGAUAUUAUUAAAAGUUUUAAAAUUAACAUGGGCAUAUGAUUUAAAUCUUCAUGUAUACACAAGUCUUUUUUUAUUUUAUAUAUAUAUAUGCUUGUUUGUUUUAGUCUGCAAUGUGUGAUUCUUUAAUAAAAUGUUUAAGAUCCAAAGAAUGCAGUACAAUGCUGAACAUUUCUGCAUGUUUUAUGUUUUGUACUUUUUUUUUUUUUUUUUUUUUGGUCAGUCACUUUUAAACAUUUCACAUGCAAAAGAUGUGCUAAAUACAAUCCGUCUUACAUUGCUACUAUAACACUUAACUGAUUUUUUUUUUUCUUCUUAGUGAUCUGAAACACAAUGUUAUUUUUCUUCUGUAUAAAUCUGUACAUUUCUGUUUUUGCUCCUCCCAAAAACACUUGUUACAACCACUUGAGCUUGAUGAUGUUAGUGCCUUUUACUAUGAUGUUGCUGUAAAACCAGCCGGAUGAAACUGUGUUGUGCUUGUUAAUAAAUGUUAAGCAGAAGUGACCUUGUUUGUUGUUGUAUGAAUGAGGAUGAGAAGUGAGACGUGGGGUUUGUGAGACUGGAUCUGAGUGAUCAUGAUGCGAUGGUGUGUUUCUGUGGUUAAACACGGUGUAGACUCAAUAAAGCAACUCAACAUUUCUA
This is a messenger RNA of Clarias gariepinus (North African catfish), 5716 nucleotides long. It is a transcript of the gene slc4a2a, whose product is annotated as solute carrier family 4 member 2a. The record is from RefSeq and is a predicted model, not a curated record. Gene Ontology annotation, molecular function: solute:inorganic anion antiporter activity; monoatomic anion transmembrane transporter activity. NCBI's taxonomy places the organism in Eukaryota, Metazoa, Chordata, Actinopteri, Siluriformes, Clariidae. Gene Ontology annotation, cellular component: apical plasma membrane; plasma membrane; basolateral plasma membrane. Bases 36 to 3752 code for a protein of 1238 amino acids. The transcript has 22 exons. Gene Ontology annotation, biological process: regulation of intracellular pH; monoatomic anion transport; bicarbonate transport.